This is a messenger RNA of Fimicolochytrium jonesii, 579 nucleotides long. RefSeq lists its product as uncharacterized. Gene Ontology annotation, biological process: vesicle-mediated transport; protein secretion. Bases 1 to 579 code for a protein of 192 amino acids. NCBI's taxonomy places the organism in Eukaryota, Fungi, Chytridiomycota, Chytridiomycetes, Spizellomycetales, Powellomycetaceae. Gene Ontology annotation, cellular component: Golgi membrane. The transcript has 2 exons. The record is from RefSeq and is a predicted model, not a curated record.
AUGAACACUGGCCAACAACAGCAGCAGCCGGAAUCACAAAACAUCUUCAAGCAAUCCAGGUAUGAAGAUGCUUUGGGUAUACGAAUAACUCUACCUGUAUUCACCUUCGCGUCCGACAGUCAUCCAGUCGCCCUGAUGUUCCAUCUCGCCUUCCGAGUGGGCGCCAUCGUAACCUACCUCCUGUGUUCAUCGAUAGUCAGCAGCGACGUUCUGUGCAUCGUGCUGAUAGUGCUCCUGCUUGCGUUUGAUUUCUGGACGGUUAAGAAUGUUACCGGACGAUUGCUUGUGGGUUUGCGUUGGUGGAACGAGGUUAGGGAAGACGGAACGAGUGAAUGGGUGUUUGAAUCGCGAGAGAAUCGGCUUGUAAACGCGGUGGAUUCGCGGGUGUUCUGGUUCACCCUGUACAUAACGCCAGUGAUCUGGAUCCUGUUUGCGCUCCUGUGCCUCAUCUACCUCAAGCUCUUAUGGCUCGUGGUUACCAUUGUCGCCGUCACCAUGAACUCUGCGAACUUAUUUGGGUACACGAAAUGCGAAAAGGUACUUGGUUGCGCGUCCUUAUGGAGGUUUUCGCACCGCUGA